AUGCCUCGCGACGCCGACAGAAAUGGCGACGACGGCCAGGAUGCUUCUUCCGCCAGCCAAUCAAAACGUCCAUCCCUCCGACACCGAGAUGCGAGUGACUAUUCGCAGACAAGUGACCACACCCGGGACAGCGCAUCCUCCACACGAGAACACCAUCACCGCCCCAAGCACCACCACCACCACCAGAAGCACGUUGUCGGCGGUGGCAGGCUACACGCCCGAAUCCCCUCCUCCAAGGCUCUGCACAAGCAGCAGAACACGGCGCACGCCUCCAAGCUCAACAACCAGCGCCGACAUCACUCACCCUCUCCCGAGCGCGAACGAGAACGAGAACCAGAACCAGAGCGUGAUCGCGAUCGCACAGAGCGAUCCACCAGACCAGGUCACCGACGAGUCCAGUCCGAAGCCAAGCUGUCGCGCGACAGCUCCUCCUCCAACCUGAAGAGCAACACCUCUGCGGCGAGCUUGCGCCGCAACAGGUCCCAUGUCGAGGUCGCCCACAAGCGUACCAAGUCAUCCGACAAGCUCAAGCGCACCGCCUCCAAUCCCGCCGUCAACAAGGUCAAGGCCUCGACCAAGUCGCAGGUGCAUUUCGACCUCGGCAGUGACGGCCAGGAGGACGAAUGGGUCGACGCGAGCGGUUCAGCCUCGCCGUACCUGUCGCGUCGCGGAUCAAUGGCCAGUGGUCAGGGGUCCGCGAAGCCUGGCUCUUCGGCCGGCACAGGAUCACGGCCUCACACACCAGCAGACAAGGCCUCCCUACCCUCGUCCCCCUCACCGCCUGUCAUGUCGACACCGGAUCGGCAGACACUGCAGCACAAGGAGUAUCUCACCUCACGCCUCCUGCAACGAACGCCCUCCCAAGGCAUCGUGCCGCCACAGAUAACCAAUGACACAGCGGAGCCCGUCUCGCGAAACCGUUCGCCCGACUCCUUCGGCCGCCAGUCGACGCUCGACGAUGACUCGAACAGCGUCAACGCCGCAGGCAGCGCCGGCGGCGACGAGCUGACGUCGCGCUUUGUCGGCGCCGCCAGCUCAGGCAACACGCGCAACUCCUCCUUCUACCAUCCUGACCCGUCCCGCCCCACGAGCCGCCGCUCCGACGCCGCCCCUGACACGCCGCACCGCGCUCUCUCUACGACGUCAUCCAACCGCACGCCGGCAUCAGGCAAUAGCGACGUUGACGACACGAGCGCCCUCGCCCCGCGCAACGCGCGCCGCAACGCCCCCCAGUCCCGCGUCCAGCAGAAACUUAACCUACAGCGCGCCAGCUCCGUCAUUGAGCCCUCCUCCACCAGCACCCACAGCUCGGCACACCAUCACUCAGGCGGCAUGUCGACAAUGGGCAUGGGCAUGGGCAUGGGCAUGGGCAUGGGCAUGUCGCUCGGCGGUCCCAAUACGGUGGGCGCGACGCCGCUCGUGGCCGUCGCCAACCCGGGCCACGACGGCGGCACGUCGCGCGACCCCCGCGUUGCCAAGCAGCUCGAGCGCACGGGCAUGGAGUACCUCAGCGUGCGGCGCUACCAGAACCCCGUCGUCCGCUCGCUGGACCGCAUCGCCGCCGCCGUCCAGGCUGCCAAGAAGCCCCAGCGCAUCCCCCACGGGCGCAACGGCCUCAUCGCCGCAUCGAAACCGCCCGCCCUGCGCCCCGGCGGCGCUGGCCAUGCGCGCAACGUCAGCCUCGGCGCCGCCAGCGCGACCGGCACCGGCAACAGCCACAGCAGACCCGUCACGCCGCGGGCGCAAUCCGUGCGGACGCUGCGCAGCACGGGCGCCGGAUCGAGCUUUGAUGCCGAAGGCGGCGGCGGUGGGACGACGACACAGCUCAGCGGAUCGAGCCUCGUCGGUGGCGAGGACGACGACGCGGCGGGCGAGGGGCUCAACACGCUGCUGAGGAACCUAUGGGAGAAGAACAUGAACCUGAGCGCCAGUCAGGACUAG
Molecule: messenger RNA, 1941 nt
Organism: Verticillium alfalfae VaMs.102
Lineage: Eukaryota; Fungi; Ascomycota; Sordariomycetes; Glomerellales; Plectosphaerellaceae
Exons: 1
Coding region: 1-1941 (646 amino acids)
Cellular component (GO): TORC1 complex; fungal-type vacuole membrane
Source: RefSeq, a predicted model, not a curated record